AUGGACGGCGACACCGUCUUCCCAUACCCACACCUCCCCAUCGAGUGGAUGAUGAACCUCUGGGGAAUCCAACACAACACGUUCAUCGCCAUGGCACGAGAGAUCGACGCCCCACGCAGCUACGACUCGCACGGCCAGCUCGUGCUGAACACCGGGUUCAUUAUUGCGCAGCAAUCCCCGCGCACCGAAGAGAUGUUCGAGGCAUGGAAGGACUGCAUCCAUGAUAUCCGGUACCCGGGCUGCUCCAACUACACGGACCGGUUCUCGCACGAGCAAUAUGCGUUCGGCAACUGGGUCCGGUAUGACUUCAAUUCCACUGAUGAGGUGGUGACCAUUCCCUGCUCUGAUGCGAUGGGGUUCCCCGGUCGGGCGGGUGAGGGCGAGGAGUGUCAGGGUGAUCUGUUGGGUCACUAUACGCUUGAUAAGGAUAUGGCCAUUCAAGCGGUGCAGAGGUCGCUCAUGCGGUAUCUGAUGCAGGAUGUGCAUCGGGAAUUUUAUCGCGAGUAUGUACAGCUCGGUGGAUCUCGAUGA
Molecule: messenger RNA, 531 nt
Organism: Penicillium alfredii
Lineage: Eukaryota; Fungi; Ascomycota; Eurotiomycetes; Eurotiales; Aspergillaceae
Exons: 1
Coding region: 1-531 (176 amino acids)
Biological process (GO): protein N-linked glycosylation
Cellular component (GO): Golgi membrane
Molecular function (GO): glycosyltransferase activity
Source: RefSeq, a predicted model, not a curated record